Messenger RNA from Alligator mississippiensis (American alligator), 1320 nucleotides. Its product is annotated as forkhead box protein H1. Bases 1 to 1038 code for a protein of 345 amino acids. Gene Ontology annotation, biological process: regulation of DNA-templated transcription. Gene Ontology annotation, molecular function: DNA-binding transcription factor activity; sequence-specific DNA binding. The record is from RefSeq and is a predicted model, not a curated record. Lineage: Eukaryota; Metazoa; Chordata; Crocodylia; Alligatoridae. The transcript has 3 exons.
AUGGAGCCGGGCGGGCAGCCGGAGCCGGAGCCGGAGCCGGAGCUGGAGCCGGAGCGGGGCCGGCGGCGGCCCAGGAAGCGCUACAGCCGGCACCGCAAGCCGCCCUACUCCUACCUGGCCAUGAUCGCCCUGGUCAUCCGCGCCGCGCCCGCCCGCCGCCUCAAGCUGGCCCAGAUCAUCAAGGAGAUCGGUGCCCUCUUCCCCUUCUUCAAGGAGGGCUACCAGGGCUGGAAGGACUCCAUCCGCCACAACCUCUCCUCCAACCCCUGCUUCACCAAGAUGCUGAAGGACCCGGACAAGCCCACGGCCAAGGGCAACUUCUGGACGGUGGACGUGAGCCGCAUCCCCCCGGACGCCCUCAAGCUGCAGAACACGGCCCUGUCACGGCAGGACGCGGCCGCCUUCGCCCACGACCUGGGCCCCUACGUGCUGCAGGGCCGGCCCUACCCCGGCUCCGCACCCCCACCCGAGGGCCAGGCCCAGGCCCAGGCCCGGCUGGACAGCUCCUUCGCCAUCCAGGCCCUGCUGCAAGACCGGCCCCGGCGGGAGCCCAACCCGGCGCCCGACGGCCCGGACCCCCGGAGCUGCGAGAGCCUGGAGCCACUGUGGCCCCUGGCCCCCAGCCCUCACGGGCUGCCCCGGACUCUCUCCUCCUCCUCCAGCACCUCCCUCCUGCCCCCUGAAGACGGGGGCCAGGUGCCCCCCACUCCUCCCCAGCCGCCCCACGCCGGCAGCUCCGACUCCGAGGGCUCCGUGUCUCCCGGGCUCCUGGUGCCCGAGCCGUGGUGGGAGCCCUACAGCCCCUGCCUGGCCUUGCCACCCCUCCCUGGGCUGCCCUGCUGCAUGCUGCAGCCCCCACCCUACCUCUACAGCCCCAGCUUCUGGGGCUGCCUGCCCGUGCCCCCACCCCUGGGGCUAUCCCCAGACCUGGAUGGCCUCUUCCAGCCCCCCAAGGACCACGGCAACCCCUGGGCAGUACCUCCACCCUGGUACAUGCUGCCCAGUGGGGCCCUGCUGGCACAAUACACCGGCUUCUGAGGCCUCGACUGCACCGAAACUGGGGGCCCACUGGGGUCAGGUCCCGAGCGGGAGCCUGGCUGGAGCCAUGGGUGGCCGAGGCUGCGGCCCACGAGCCCGGAGCAAGCACUGGGGGGCAGACCCAACUCCAGGGCAGGACUGACACCGGCCCCACGGCUGUGCGCACUGCAGCGUGCGUGGGGCUGCACGUGGGGUGUCCCCCCAGACGCCAGGUCUCGGGGUCCCCAGCAGCGAGGGCUAGGGGCUUGUGACAGCUCAGCUGUGAUUGCUAAUAAAGGUGUG